Molecule: messenger RNA, 1035 nt
Organism: Colletotrichum costaricense
Lineage: Eukaryota; Fungi; Ascomycota; Sordariomycetes; Glomerellales; Glomerellaceae
Exons: 9
Coding region: 1-1035 (344 amino acids)
Source: RefSeq, a predicted model, not a curated record
AUGAUGUACAUUGAGAGCAGGGAGUCGGAGCAAAAUUGGCUGAAGCGCGAAGAGAGCAUGACAAAGUUGCGCAGUUUCGAGAUAGCCAAGAACAAGGCGCUGGAGCAUGAACUCAAUACCAUUGAGAAGAUUAAUGAAGUGCUUAGGGAGAGCCGGGAAGACCUUGAGGGCUUUCGAUCGCUGCGCUGCUUUUAUGCACUUCCCAGCGACACGGGGGAAACGAAGCCUUUCCCCUUCAACGUGGGGAAUGGAGCACUUCCCUUCAACCGGGAGGGGGGCGAGGGGUCAGAAACAACAAACGGCUUCGGCCGAUGCGCACCAAGCCUUGGCUUGAAAGGCUCCGAAGCAGCCCUUCAAGGGCAGAGGGCGGUUCAGCUAGCCGCUGAGGCAUCUCUGCUCCUUCUCCCAAACUUCUAUCGCCAAUCAAACGAACCACCCGAGCCACUCGCCGCGCUAGAGUCUGACCUCUCGCCAAUCUCUCCGGACUCCGGAGACUCUGAAGAUUCAGCGCCGUCCGAACAAGGCGCUCAACCCGCGACCCUGGCGGCUUCUUCCUUUUCCUUAUCCGCGGCGAUUGAGAUCUUCACAGAUCAAGGGCAGAACGAAAAUGUAUUUCCCAGACACCUGAUACUUAUUCCCAUUGACGAUGUGUCAGUCUCCGAGAAUUCGAGCCCUCGAGGACGUCAAAGUCUGUCGGACUUCAAAGUUGUUGAAGAACAAUACCCGAGCAUCCCGAAGCAUUUAUACAACACAGCCAAGUCUCUGCGCAACUUUCUCGACAAAGACCUGACAGCGUGCCUCGUCAAAGGCCACGUCGUGUUCUACCCUCAGUGGUUGAGUAAGCUCAAAACGGUGCAGCCCGUCGCUGCCAUCAAGCCGAACAAUCUUGACUAUGCUGUUGAGAUCAUCGCUGCCGCUGCCACGCUCUCUCAAAGCCAUAUCUGCAAUCCGUUGAACGACGUCUCCUUUCCCGAAACUUUUCAUGCAAUGCUUUGCAGAAAGGGUUCGGCGCUUCCCUGUGAGGGGGCGGGAUAG